This is a messenger RNA of Melampsora larici-populina 98AG31, 1089 nucleotides long. RefSeq lists its product as uncharacterized. The transcript has 2 exons. The record is from RefSeq and is a predicted model, not a curated record. The coding region runs from base 1 to 1089 and encodes 362 amino acids. Gene Ontology annotation, biological process: lipid metabolic process. NCBI's taxonomy places the organism in Eukaryota, Fungi, Basidiomycota, Pucciniomycetes, Pucciniales, Melampsoraceae.
AUGAUCGACAACCUACCACAUGAAGGUCUCUUGGCCGAUUUAUUUCGUUAUGUCGGAUUACUAGCACCACCUUAUUCCAGCUCUCCAUCAUGUGUACCACCAACACUUAGUUCAUAUGCAUUUAUCAUAUCUCUUCUUUUUCAAUCUGCAUUACUUCAUCCAUCUUUCAAAUCAAACUCCGAAGCUCGUUUGGCAAGAUUUUCUCUUAUGAUUCCAAAUCUCUAUUGGAGUCUUCGGUUCCCUUUUCGAAACUGCUACGCUCCUUUAGCGUCCAAAGGUUCUGCUAAUAUGACUUUGGCUGCUGUAGCAGCUUAUUUCUCUAUGAAAUCUAUUGAAUGGGGAUGUACAUCUGGUCCUUAUCAUUCAAGAGAUCUGAAGAAUAUCAAUGGGGUCAAACAAUGGACAUCAAGCGAAGCUGACUCAAAAGGCGCUCAAAAAAAUCAAGCUCAUAUUGAAGAAAAGGGGCUGAUGAGUUGGACAAUUUCUCAUUUCCUUUCAUUGCGCGGGCAUGAAUUCAGCUGGGGACCAGAUGCAUUAGCAAACCAGUUGUCACCAAGCCAGCUUUUUGUCAAAAUCAUAAAGUUUCAUUUCAUCAUGAGACCAGCUUUAGCUUUGGUAAUCCUCGCACGCGAUUCUAAGGAUCAAAGUCUUAAACCAUCAGUUCUUUCAUCAGGCAUACCUGAUUUCCCAGGUCUAGGUUUAAUCCUUACAUCUCUCUUGAACCUCAGCUUUGGGUUACUCGGAUACGGGUGUCUCGAGCUAGCAGGAUCAUGUAUAACACUUUUUGCAUACGCCAUUUACAAUCUCAGCCAAGCUUUGAGGUUACCAAAUUCCUUUAGAGAGUUCUUCAAUCCUGAACUAUACCCGCCAAUCAAUCGACCAGUUUUUCAAUCUACCAGUCUUUCUCAUUUCUGGGGAAAAGCUUGGCAUCAAAAUUUACGUCGAUGUUUUUUAGUAUGUGGUGGUAAACCCGCUCGUUGGCUGGCUGCUCAGUUAGGAUUGGGUCCGAAUUCGAUAAAGACUUUUGGCCUCUUUGGAGCUUUCGCAGCGAGUGCUGCACUUCAUGAAUACUGUGACGUCAUCCUCUAG